GCCUGUGAAGACACGGCUGCUGCCACGGCUGCUGCUGAUGCUGCUGCUGCUGAGGGUGGAGGGUCCAUGGCCGCCUCACAUCAGAUGACAAUGCUUUGCCUCAAAGACCUGAGCCUUGGAGUCACAAGGGGCAGACGCACACCGAGCCCGGUGACAACAGACAGAGAUGUGUCCUGUUGUUGAUAAGACAGGCGAGCAAAGGCUCAUCGUGUCCAAACCAAGGCAGCAAUGGCAAAGAGAGAUUACCUGGUGGAGGCGGCCAAGCAGAUCCGCAUGGCACUGGACAGCGAGGUCAAUGAGGACUACGAGGCAUCCUUCAGUUACUAUAAGAACGGGGUGGACCUGCUGCUGAAUGGGGUUCAGCUGGACCCAAACAAGGAACGUCGGGAGGCUGUGAAGAGAAAGACAACCCAGUAUCUGAAGAGAGCGGAAGAAAUCUUCAUAACGCAUCUGCAGGACAACUUGGGGAAGGGAAGCUCUCAUUUAGGGGGUUACAGCAGCCUGAGAUUCCGUCCAAUCAGACACUUGAGUUCACCUGUGGAGGAUCUGGAGAUGUGUAAGGUGGUGGGAGUGACUGAUAAGGUCCUGAUUGUCCAAAGUAUGGUCAAUAAGGAGACAUUUGUAGUUAAGAGUCUGGUCAAGUCGAGCUGGGAGAGCAGGGAUCAGCCAACCAUCAUUCCUCAGGGGGUGCCGUACAUGGUUAAGCUGCUAAGAUAUUACGUCAGCGAGGAUGCUGUGUACCUGCAUCUUGAGCACGUCAAAGGUGGAAGGCUCUUCUCCAAGCUGCACAAGCUGAGGAACGAGAAGGCCAAGGAACACCCAGAAUGCUUCACUUCUGGCCAGCCCAGCAUCAAGCUGAAGACCAGCUACACCUCACCCACAAUCAGCACAGACUACCAGCACAGCAGCAUAGGGAGAGCAGGAGUGAUUCCAGAUAAAUUAAGCGAUGAGAGCCCAGACACCGACUUCCCCACCUCAUGGGACGAGACUCAGCAGCGACUGGAGAGCUGUGGGACUCACUCCUACAUCGAGGAGACGGGUUGUCUGCAGAACACGCGCUCCGCGGCAUCAUUUUAUACCAAGCUUGAUCGGCUAGCUCUGAAUUCAGGCCCGUCGAGGACAAAGGUCAACACGCACAUCCAUCCACCAGCUCCUAGUUUGUGUUUGCACUCCAGUGAAACUCAGGAACAGCCCGCUCUUCCUCUCGCUUGCUCUCGUGUCAGUCAAGCCCUCGAUGUCAUGUCAGAACUCCGUAAAAAUAAAGCUGCAAUGGGAUUGACAGAGUGCAGCUCGGAGUUUGAAGUGGCUUGGAAAUCUGCUGAUCCAGUACAUAACUGUGUACAAAUGAACCCCUAUGCAGUGACCGACAGUCAUCUCAAUAGCACACAAAGACAAACACCACCUCACACAAAUCAGACCUCAUUUGUAAAAGCGGGAUCACCACACAGUGAAACUAACGGUUUGAGUUCAUCCCCUGCCAUUUUGCAUCUUCCUCUCCAUUGCCAAACCCAGAUCCAUGGCAGGGCAUCAUGGGAAACAAAUGGCUCACACCUAGGAUCUGUUUUGACAGGAAACUCUGCAGACGUGGUGACAAACUCAAAGAGAGACGGCAGCAGUCCCACCACAGAGGAAAGAAAUGGCAUGGUGGUCAUCAGGAGCACAGACAGAGCAGUAUUUUCUGAACACACAGACACCUCAGAAAGCUCUGGCUCUUCUUCCCUCUGCCACAGCAAUGGAGGGAAACAGGGGGCAUUUUCAGGGAUCCCCUUGGCCCUUUCAGGGGUGAGGUACAAAGAGGAAACACGUUUGAGUGGGACAAGGGAGGGUGUAGAGGAGGCCUGCAAAUUGCUCUGUCCUGGAGAGGAGGUGGCAGCAGGAAAAGAGCGAUCGUUUGUGGGCUGGCUCACCUCUAGCUCUACUGGAGCCUCGUCCUACAGGGGGGGAGAGGGUGCGGAUGACUUACUUAAAUCAGCAGGAUCGGAGGGGCAGGGGGAGGACCAGAUCAUAGAGGUGGAUGGAUGGUGCCACCUGCCUCGGAUCCCCAUGAAGUCCUCCAGGUCUAUAGAUAAGGCCAUGCCGACCUGCUGGGGCCUUCCAGAGGCAGAGGUGCGCGUCUGGGGGGCUCAGAUUCUGCUGGCCCUGGAGAGUCUACAUCAGCAAGGCAUCCUGUGUCGGGACCUUAACCCUAAAAAUGUUCUGCUCACUAGCAAUGGAAAGGUGUGUUUGACUUUUUUCGGACAGUGGAGUGAGGUUCAGUCAGAGAUCAGCUCCAAAGCCAUGGAACAGAUGUACUGUGCUCCAGAAAUCGGAGGUGUGUCCAGGGCUACGGAGGCUUGUGAUUGGUGGAGCCUUGGGGCUUUGUUGUUUGAACUCUUAACAGGAAUGCCACUGUGGCAGCUCCAUCCAGCAGGAAUCCAUUCUCACACCCAGCUGAUCAUCCCCGACCACCUCAGCGCUGCAGCUGCGUCUCUGCUAACAGAGUUGCUACAGUUUGAUGCUGGCUAUCGCUUGGGUUCUGGAGGCGGAGGCGUGAGUGACAUCAAGUGUCACCCCUUCUUCAGCAGUGUCUCCUGGAAGGCUUUGAGCUGCUAGCAGGUGCAGCUGCUUCACCUCUGACCUCUCCGUCCUGCAUUGGAGUUGAAGUUGAACACUGACUCCUCGUGUGGCCAAAAAAUGGACGCAGCACCAGAUCCUUGUUUUUACUUUGUUUCCCAAGGAAAAAUGACAAUAAAAACUGAAACAUGAACAAAACAGCCGAACCAUGUCGCUUCCAAAACAUGAAAAUAAUUUAUUACUUUGCUUCCGAGACUCAUGAUUACAAUUUAAGGUACCUUUGAUGCAGUUUUUGGUAUAUUUCAAUUUUAUAGUACCCAUGCAUGAAAACAUACACAAUAUGAGAAUAAAUUCUGACAAUAACAGAUGUUUGGACUGUCGAAAAAAAUUAAUAUCAGGCAAUAAAUUGU
Molecule: messenger RNA, 2963 nt
Organism: Anoplopoma fimbria (sablefish)
Lineage: Eukaryota; Metazoa; Chordata; Actinopteri; Perciformes; Anoplopomatidae
Gene: rps6kl1
Product: ribosomal protein S6 kinase-like 1
Exons: 12
Coding region: 229-2592 (787 amino acids)
Biological process (GO): protein phosphorylation
Molecular function (GO): protein kinase activity; ATP binding
Source: RefSeq, a predicted model, not a curated record